Messenger RNA from Meloidogyne enterolobii, 318 nucleotides. Lineage: Eukaryota; Metazoa; Nematoda; Chromadorea; Rhabditida; Meloidogynidae. The record is from the annotation of a GenBank genome assembly.
AUGGUUUUAUUUAGAAGUAUUACAGGAGAAGAUUGGAAUGAUAUAAUGCAUGAUUGUAUGCGUUCCCCUCCAUAUUGUUAUUGGGCACCUUCUUUAAGUUAUUGGCAAAGUGAUUGUGGAAAUUAUAUGGCCGCAAUACUUUAUUUUUGUUCUUUUUAUUUAAUAAUUGCUUAUAUUGUUUUAAAUUUACUUGUUGCUGUUAUUAUGGAAAAUUUUUCUCUUUUUUAUUCUUCUGAAGAAGAUGCUUUGUUAAGUUAUGCAGAUAUUCGAAAUUAUCAACAAGUAAAUAAUCUAAACCUUUCUCCUAGUUCUCGGUAA